This is a messenger RNA of Orbicella faveolata, 813 nucleotides long. RefSeq lists its product as uncharacterized. The record is from RefSeq and is a predicted model, not a curated record. NCBI's taxonomy places the organism in Eukaryota, Metazoa, Cnidaria, Anthozoa, Scleractinia, Merulinidae.
AUUCAUCUUGUAAACUUGUGCGAACAAGCUGGAGCAACAUCUGGAAGUUAACUUUUCUGCUCUCUUCACAACUUCACUAGUUCUGGAUCAUUCGGAACUAUUCAGGUCGAAAGGCUCUUGUCUUUUAAAAUAUAAGCUUGUGCGCUGGUGACAUAUCAUGAAGAUAUCACUGGCGAAGAUCUUUAUAACGAUGUUAUUUUACAUCGAGACUACGUUCCCAGAAUCCAUCAAAAUUAUCAGGACUCUAAAAGGAAAAAAAUUGAAAAAUGGCGAAGAUUCGUUUCACAUACUUCAGUCAGUAUGCUACCAUGAAAAUACUGGAUGUAGCAGUUAUUGCAAUACAUCCUUUACCACAGAUGAAACAGACAAUCACAGUCGUUGCUUGUGCUCCUGUACCUGCUCCAAAAGAUGUUACUCUACAGUAACUUAUUUCGAGAACAAAUGGAGAUGCCUGAAAAAUGAAGAGGUGCGAAAACAACUCGGCUGUGAGAUAAAUGCGACCUUAUUUGAUGAUGAAACGGAAAAAAGCAAUUUACGUACGCUCGCCCCUGUGAGUAAUAAGAAGGCCGGGAAAACAAAGCUUAAAAAUCCUAACGGCUCAUGCACAAUAAACGUCAGUUCUUCCUGGUACAUUGAAUGUCUUGGUAAAAAGGUUCCUCUUGGACUACACACCAAUAGAACAACGGAAAUGUUUCUUCUUAAGCGGCGUAAAAACGGAGCUUACUUCAUUAAGGUGAGAGUUGGUUUAGUCUGUCGAUGGUCUGUACAUAUAUUAUGAUUUGCAGCUGGUACACUCUUUCCUUUUAGGAGAAU